ACAGCCAAUUAUUACCUCACCUGUCACCUGGUGCUGCACACCUGAGAAUAACAGCAGGUGUGAAGGAGCUGAUAAAAGGCCUGAGCACGAGACUGGCUGAACUUUGCCAGUGGAUGUGCAGUCUGUGUUCAGUGCUCUCUGAAGGCAUAUUGGAGCAGACCUUUUACGACUGGAACGGCUUCCUACUGUGGUCUUCAGCUUGGAAAGUCGGAGGAAUCUGCAAAAUCCAAACUUCAUCCAGCUUUGUGUGUGUGUGUGUGUUGGAUUGUGAGAGUAUCUGGCCCAAGAGGGGAAACACAUUUGUGUCAAACUGAUGUUAAAAUAAAAAUGGCCGCUGCACACUAAACCGAGGGAAAGCUGCAAAAUAACCAGUUUACAGCCUUUUCUAGUGUUUUGCAUCUUGAAUGAAUUUAACAUGAUAUUGUUUAUUUGUGAAAAUGAAGCCUAACAAUCAGCUUGAGGUGCUAAUAUAAGUUAGCCUAGUCAUGUUAGCAUCUCUCACUGACUUCUAACUGGAACGAAGUUUGUCUUAGUUGACCUACAACUGUCCAAUAAAGUAGCAGAGGAUGUAAGGGGAAUCCCAUAAAAGCACAUUUGCCCCUUUUUUUUUUUUUCUCCCCCAACGUUAGUAACAAAGCUUUGACCUCCAACCACAACAUGAACAAGUGAACUAAUUAUAUUAAAAGCCUUUCAGGUUAAACUAUGGUCCAACUUACAUUGGAUCCCGGUCUAAUUAAAAAUGUGAAAACUCUCGCCUCUUGUAUAAUUAUUAAAAACCAAUGGCUAGAUGAUGUGUUGAGACGAACUAUGAACCGAUAAAAUGAAUCUACAAUAAAACAAAGCUUUCAGCACAAAUAAAGCCAGCGCUUGCAGUUUAGCUUCUUCUUGAACCUGGUGUCAGCGUGCCACCCCUCUGACGUGAUCGAACGGCAACUCACGCGAGACUUCCGCUCUUCUCAUCCAGUCUGUCAUGGCGCCUUAGGGACGCUGUUAUUGUUCCAGUUUGCUGGUUGUUUGGAACACUGACGCGGAAUACAAAGCCCGUAGAGGACGUGCGGGCAUGAACGGACCAUCCGGAGAUAAUGUUAAGGUCCACCGGCUUCUUCCGAGGGAUUGACUGUCCGUUUUACGCGGAUUACGACGACGGCAAAGACGGUAGAAAUGGGUGUAACAGACCGUACUGUCACUUCAGGCACAGCCGGCAGAGUCGGCCGUCCUACGGGGACGUUAAAAAGCUGCAGUCCGGACAAAAAGAUCAAGGUUACGAUCCCUUCAACCCAGAAGUAGUUAGACCACAGGAGCAGCAGAAUGGAAAGCUUGCUCCAUCAGGAGACCUCAGCGGCGCUUUGGAGAUGGUCAACAGAGCCAUCGAGGAAGUCCGCAGCGAGGUGGAGUGGGAACAGCGUAAGCUCUCUCGCAUUGGGGACGAACCUUACAGUCCCACUGAGAAGACCAGUUUGUCUUCAUCUGACGCUGUUAAAAGCCAGGCGGUGGGCUCGCACUUGGCUUACGAUCCUGGGAGCUAUCAGAUCACAUCAGGAGGAUACGAUCCCACCCCCGGCUGCAGCAAGUACACCUUGGAUUCAGACAGUCAGGGGUACAACAGCAGCUCAAUGGAAUAUGUUCCCACUUCACUGAAAAAACCUCGGCCUCGGACACAACUCCCCUCUUCUCCCCAGAACCAGAAGUAUUUGAACAGAACAUCCUCUGCAAAGUGCAAAUACACUCUGGACAAUUCAAGACCUUCUACAGAUAUGGAGUAUGACCCUCUGUCCAACUACUCUGCUGGUAGUGCUGUGAAAAACAAGAGAGAUGAGGAUUCUCAUCCAGCUAAGACUGACUAUAAGAAGGCGCACAGGCUAACAGGGACAGGUUUUUCAGAUGAGGAGCGUGUUGCAGCUGGAAAAAAGCUGCAGCAGGCGAGUAUAGACUUAAAAAAGUACACCAUCUCCGACUCUGAUGGGGAGAGUUCUGGAACAGAGUAUCGACCCACCUCGCUUAGCAACCUCCAGCAAAGAAAGGCCAACAUUGUGUCAGCUGGGGAUGCUUUGGGGAAAGAUACAAAAGACACGAGUAAAAAUAUAAAAGGUGCACUUACUCAGAGGAACAAGGAGGAGCUUGCACAGGACUUAGACACCCAGGAAAAUACAAAACAAAAGGAGAACGUGAAAAAAAAGAAGGUGGGUGAUCAAAGUGGUCAUGGUAAAAUUGGCACACCAGAAAAAAUGCAAAAUGCUGAUAAAGAAGUAAAAAAAUCAUCCGGUGUUAAAAGUAGCAGCGGCAGCACCAGUAGUACAAAAGACAAAGGAUCAAUCAGGAACUCUAAACAAGACUCUGCAAAGAAGGAGAACAAGAACCAGGGCAAGAAAGAUGAUGGUAAAAACACAGUAAAGGUGAAGACAGAUAAAGUUCAGAGGGAAGGCAGGGAUGAAAAGAGAUGUGACAGUAAGAAUAAGACGGAGGAAAAAGUUAAGAGAGACUUAAGUCAACAAGACAAAGAUGCACGAGAAAGCAAAAAAUUCAGACCAUCGGAGCGAGAGAAGGAAAAAGAGAGAAGCAAGCAUAAAGACAGCCAACACAGAAACGGUAAACUUGACAGCGAUAAAAACCAGAAGGACAUCAAGAAAAGUAAAAGCUCCAGCAGCUGCAAGGGGAGCUCAGCUAAAUUGAAGCAAAACGCCAGCUCAUCAAAAAAGAAACUCGAAGACAAAAGUCUGAGUCUAAGCCACGCGGAUCUGUUUGGAGAUGAGAGCCCCGAGGAGGCCGAACUGAUGGAGGUGGACUACGAUGACGGGUCGGAGGAAGUCCUGGUGAGGAAAUCAGCCGACGCAUUAAAGAGGGGACGUCUGAGCAAAAGGAAAGCUUCGGAGCGCACUCCAUCUUCCUCUGAGGAUGACGCCGAUCGCUACCUGGAACGCAGCGGGACAAGCUUGGAGGAGCCUGACAGCGGCAGAGUCGACUUUUCCAUGUUUCAGGAUGAUCUGGAUUUUGACUCAGAUCCAAUGGAAGAGUGUUUGCGGAUCUUUAACGAAUCCAACGAUGUAAAAAAGGAGGACAAGGGAAGGCAAGCAAAGCAGGUUUCUAGGGAUUCAGAGGAGGAGAAAAGCACAGAUGGCACUUUAACCACCCUCUUUCCCGGCCAGAAAAAGAGAGUGUCCCAUUUUGUUGCCAAAGGAGAUACUGAUGCACCUUCAAAGACAGUGAUCCGCCCUUACAAGAGGCCCACACCUCAGGAAGUCUGCUUCCAGCGUAUGCAGCUGAUGCAGCAGCAAGCUGCUCAGCUGUCUGCUUCAGUCCAAGCUGCUUCACAGAGCUCACCCUCCACCUUUUCUGGAGAAAAGAAGAGAAUAGCUCACCGGCCCAACCCACAGAUCACCUCCUCUAAGACGACAGGUCCAGCACAUAGAAAACCAGCUGCCAGUGAGACCCCUCAGGGAGUGAAGAGCCAAACCACAGCUGGCAUUCUGUCCAAGACCUCAUCGACGGUCGUGCAGAAGAGGACGGCACACACACCCACCAUGAAGAGCAAGUCUAUGAAGCGUCCUGUCAUCCCCACUGAGUUUGGGGCAAAAGUUCCCACCAACAUCCGCCAGCGCUACCUCAACACCUUCAUAGAUGAAUGUGUCAAGUUUUGCCCGACGGAGGAGGCUGCAUUUCAGAUGGCCCUUGAUGAGGAGAAGCUGGUGUAUGACCGCAGUAGCAGUAAAAACAUCUACCUCAACGUUGCUGUCAACACGCUGAAGAAGCUUCGAGGCAAAAGCAGUUCGUGUUCGUCGCCUGUCAACAAGGUCUCUGGGUUUGGAGCAAAAAGGAGGGCACAGUCCCAUGAGGAGGUUCUGGGAGGUCGUCUUGCAGCCACGACCAGCUUCACUGUCAACAGGUCGGGUAAACAGCUGGAGGAGAAGCUGUCUGGAGCCAUCCUGUACAGGAAGCUGAAGGCGUACCUGAUGACAGAGGAACUGCUGCAGGAGCACGGAUACCCGAGGCCAAACCCUGAGGCUUCUGGCAAGGCCAUCAUUUAUAACCUACCAGAGAAAAAGAUCACCCCAGACCCAUUCAACAAGAUAUGCUGUCGCUGCGGUGCAGAGUAUAAGAUCAAUGUCAACGGCAACUGCGUACGGAAAGAGGAGUGUAGCUAUCACUGGGGGCGUUUACGCAGGCACAGAGUCGCUGGAGGCUGGGAGACGACAUACAGCUGCUGCUCGGCCAAUGUAGGAGCUCCUGGAUGCCAAAUAGCGAAGCAACACGUUCAGGACGGCCGUAAAGAGUCACUGGACGGCUUUGUUUCGACAUUCAGCAAGCCGCUGCCCCCGGACGGAAACGGAGGAGUGUUUGCUUUGGAUUGUGAGAUGUGUUAUACGAAGCAGGGUCUGGAGCUGACCAGGGUGACGGUCAUCAACUCAGAGAUGAAAGUUAUCUACGACACCUUUGUCAAGCCUGAGAGCAAAGUAGUGGACUACAACACACGAUUCUCUGGCGUCACUGAGGAGGACUUGGAGAACACCACCAUCACUCUGAGAGAUGUUCAGGCUGUGCUGCUCAACAUGUUCAGGGCUGAGUCCGUCCUCAUUGGACACAGUCUGGAGAGCGACUUGCUCGCACUCAAGCUCAUCCACGGUUCAGUUGUAGACACGGCCAUCGUGUUCCCUCACCGCCUUGGUCUGCCCUACAAACGUGCCUUGAAGAACCUGAUGGCCGAUUACCUUAAACGCAUCAUCCAGGACAACGUGGAGGGCCAUGACUCCAGUGAAGAUGCAUCCGCCUGCAUGGAGCUGAUGAUCUGGAAGAUUAAAGAGGAUGCAAAGGUCAAAAGAUGACCCCCGACCCUCCCACUCGGCAUUCAUCAGUAUGACCUCCGACCUCGGUGUCGGUUCCAGAAAUACUCCUGGAGGUGGACUUUUGCUCUCAGAGAGUUUCAGCCAAAUAUGGAGAGGUGAGGGAGCACAAAACAGCACAGUUGGUUGUUGGGGAGGAGAUCGGUGAUUUAAACUGGAUCUCACAACCAUUAAAGCAAUAGGAACCUGAAUUAAUGUUGUUUUCUAGUAUUACUACUUUAGAUUUAAAUUAUGUUAGCUGAGAAGUAUUUUUGUUUAUUUGAGCAGAGUUUGUUUAAGGCCUCAAAGCUGAUGAAUAUAACCUCUCUAUGGGUGAACUUGAAAAGCAGAGGCAUUGUCUGAACUGUACUGAUUGACAUAUAUAUAAUAUUCAUGCUGGGCUGUGUCUCCAGCAUACAUUGCACUAUAAUAUAAAUGCUCUUGUUGUACAGGGCCAAUGUCCGAGGACCUCAUAUAUGCUGUGAUGUAUUCACUUCUAAUAUUAAAGAAAGUUAUUUCUUCUUAGUUACACUGAAGUGCAUUAAUGCCUUAGUCUAUCAGCGGUUUGUAUAAAUAAAUGCUCUGUUUUUUCACUCGCACCUAGUUUUCUAUCACUGAUGUGCUUAUUAAUGUAAUCCGUUUUUUAAGCAGAAAGGAACAGCCUCUACAUCUAGGUAUUGGGUUUAGUUGAUAGUUGAUUGACUAAAUGUAUUUAAAAGUUCAGGCCGAAAACACAUUAAAACCACCAACGUCUCAGUCUCUGCAUGAAGAAAACUACAGGAAUCUCUCUGACUAAAUCAUUUCCAGUUAUGAGUUAAUCUGCACUGUUUGACAGUGACUGAAAAUACACAGUAGAGCUGUAAAUAUGCUGUAAAGAGUUUACUUUGUACUUGUUAAACCUUUGUUUAUCUUUUUUUAGUAAAAUGUCUGAUAAAAGAAAA
This is a messenger RNA of Girardinichthys multiradiatus, 5755 nucleotides long. It is a transcript of the gene rexo1, whose product is annotated as REX1, RNA exonuclease 1 homolog. Gene Ontology annotation, cellular component: nucleus. Bases 1083 to 4817 code for a protein of 1244 amino acids. Gene Ontology annotation, molecular function: exonuclease activity; nucleic acid binding. NCBI's taxonomy places the organism in Eukaryota, Metazoa, Chordata, Actinopteri, Cyprinodontiformes, Goodeidae. The record is from RefSeq and is a predicted model, not a curated record. The transcript is spliced from 17 exons.